This is a messenger RNA of Saccostrea cuccullata (small rock oyster), 1097 nucleotides long. RefSeq lists its product as uncharacterized. Gene Ontology annotation, biological process: regulation of apoptotic process. Lineage: Eukaryota; Metazoa; Mollusca; Bivalvia; Ostreida; Ostreidae. The annotation marks the transcript as partial. The transcript is spliced from 5 exons. The record is from RefSeq and is a predicted model, not a curated record.
UAAACUGUAAAUGUUUGGACAUGAUAUUGAAUGAAAAUAGAGAUGAACUUCUAGGAGAAGUCAUGCACAGGAUAUCAAGUGAAAGCGAUAGCAUUGUUGACGAUUUCUUGGAAGAAAAUCUCCUUUCUAUUGAGGAUCAUCAAGAAAUAUCGGCUGAGAAAAAGAAAUCCAAAGCAGCUAUUUUGCUUCUAAAUCUUAUAGCCAAAAGAUUACCAGGAUCAUAUCUUAAAUUGCUUUCAAUUCUGAAAAAGCAUAAAAUAAACAAUCUUGCAGAGCGUCUUUUGAAAGAGAUAGACAGGACUGGCUUGGAGAAAACAGAAAAUGAAGAAGAAUUGAAAGUGGAAUUUGUGGGUGGUGACGUGCAUUUUUCCAUGAUAGCUCCUCAAAUGGAAAUACAGAAAAUAAAAAUGAUAAUCUCUGGUGUUGAUGGAAAUGAAAGAGUUCUUGAGAAAGUGAUAAAAGAAAUCCCAAACUCGGAAGAAUUGUUUGCUCAAGGAACACACUUUACUUUUGAUAAAACAUCUUUAGGAUCUAUUAUAAUUGUUCUUCAAACGGAGUCACCUUACGCCAUUGCAAAGUUAAAACAAUUCAUAGAAAAAGAGGGUAUCUGCAGAUUUUUAGCACACCUAUUCGAAUCUAGAGAUGUUCGAACACUUUUGACAAAAGAAAAGUACAACAUUGAAGUUCAGAUCAGAGAAGCACACGAACGAACAGAUCCACCUUCUGAUAUUCUGAAAUCAGCUGAUGGUCCAAUACCUGAGAUUACACAUAGGUCCCUUUUGGAGAGAUGUUACAGCUUCCUUCUAGAGGAACUUGAGCCGCAAUGUUUACUAAAAGAACAAGAAGUUGCUGAUAUUUUUGGUUCAGUUAUUGAAAUGUUCUACCAGCCGGGUUUGAGAACAAUGAAAGCUGAAGCCUUCUUGAAAUAUUUGAAAGAUCAAUCCGAUGAGAAAAUUGGAGUUGUUCUAGAAAAACUGAAGGAGAAAAAUAAACAUAUUUAUGACCAACUUGUUCCAGAUACAUCGAAAUAUCGGGAUAUUGACAUUGAACAAGUCAAAGGAAAUAUUUUGGACAAUUUACCGGAGCUACUGGAUAUA